AAUGAAAAAGAAAAUGAAGAAAAAAAGAUGAACGUGAAAAUGUUCGAUGGCAACGACAAUAAUAUAAACAAUAACAAUAACAACAACAAGGAUAAGAACGACAAUAAUGAAGAAUUCAUUUUGGAAUUUGUAAAAAGGCUUUUGGGGGUGAUAAGUUUAUAAGAAGAAGAAGAAAAAGAAGAAGAAGAAGAAGACGAGGAGGAAGGAAAGAAGAGCAACAAAGAAAUAUAUAGGAGGGGUGAAAGAAGAAGAAAAAAAAAAGAGAAGAAUAUCCGAGGGAAUAGAAAAAAGAGAAAAGGGAAGAAGAAGUAGAAGAAGAAGAAGAAGAAGAAAAAGUAGAGGAAGGAGACUUUUGUCCGAUAAAAUUUAAAGAUCGAACAGCGAUGAACAACGGUUCACCGCAAAAUUCCGAUACGGCUGCCCAGCAACAUCGUAGCGGCGUUGACAACAGCGACGAAGAGGAAUGGAGUGGUGUAGUAGAAUGUGCUGUACUGGAACGAUCCAAGUCGGAUCGUGUAUCAAGAGUGGACGAGGAUAGAAGACGUCGUACCAUUAUCGUGGAAAAGAAAAAUGGCACGUAUGGUUUCACGUUACAGAGUUACGGGAUACAUUAUAAAAGAGAACAAGAAAUAGAAAUGAUCACUUAUGUCGAUUAUAUAGAAUACGAUGGACCUGCAUUUAAAGCAGGCAUGAGAGAAGGUGACGUUAUACUUUCUAUAAAUGGCCAUGAAAUGGAUCGAGCCGAUCAUACUACCCUUGUGAACUUUAUAAAAAACUGUGAUACCAGAAUGAGAAUGGUCGUAUCAUUUGAGGAUUGUGUGAGAAAGGUACAAUUACAUAUGCGUUAUUUGGAAUUACAACGUGCUCUACAAUUACGCUUAGGUGAGCUUGAAAGAUUAUGCGAGAGAGAACGUUCAAUAUUGAUGGGUCGAUGGAAGACACAUUCACUUCCAGCACGUAAAAGAACACCCAGUAAUAUUAUAACAAGUAAUCCUAAUCAGCCAUCUCCAUCGUCGAGUUUUAAUUCGUCAACCAUUCAAUGUUGUCGACCUGCAACAUCUACGGAACAUCUUUUGCUUUACAAUUUGUUUGGUGAUGGUCGACCAUGCUUGAUACCACGUGCAGCUUGUUUGGUAACAGUAGGACCACCACGUUCUCGAAGCGAUCAUCAUCAAUUUCUUUCAAAGAUGCCCAGCGAAUCUGGUGCGUCCACUUCUUCACGUCAUAGUUAUCAUCAAGCAAAUGGUAUGAGCGGUACACCAGCGAAAAUGAAGUCACACAAAUCUUGUCAGCAACAACAGAAUUCGUCGAUAAGCGGUGACAUAUCGGUUCAUCAUUCUCAACAGAAUAGUUUAUGCGUCGCUUGUAUCUCAAGUGCUAAUCGUCGUCGAGAACAAUCGGAUACUGGUAGUUUAGACGCAUAUGAUUUGGCCAGUCCUUGCUGCGAUCCAAACUGUGUUCCAAGCCGUAGAAGACGUGAGAAACAACGUCGAGCUAGAAACGAACAAAAUCAUCUUCAACAACAGCAGCAACAGCAACAACAACAACAACAACAACAACAACAGCAGCAGCAGCAACAACAACAACAACAACAACAACAACAACAACAACAACAUGUGGCACAAACUCAACGAGAACAACAGCAACAACAAGGACAACAACAGCAGCAGCAGCAGCAGCAACAACAACAACAACAACAACAGCAACAACAUGGUACGCACAAUUGUUCCAGAUCUUCCGGUCAUAGUCUUCACUCCAUUACCAGUAGUGAUGUAUCAACUACUGCUGAUAGCGUAGCUUCUUGUUCCACUAGUCUAAGUACAGAUACACUUUAUUGGGAUCCAACUGUUCACCAAAGACCGCCACCGUGCCUUCAAUAUGCCAAACCCAAAUCAUGGGAUAAUUUAACUACAAAAGCUUUCGGUGGAUACGGAUUUGGAUACGGUUAUUUGGAUACAGCUACAAUAAAGACACAUAGCGCUGAACGACCUGGUAAAGGAGGUCAUGGUCGUGCUAAAACACCCACUGGUACUGUACAAAGAAGAACAAGUAGCAGUACAUCUUAUUCCACUGGCAGUACUCGACAUUUUCAACCUACCAAAUCUACUGAAAGUCUUCUAAUACCGCCUCCUUAUCAAAAUGAAUUAGACGGUAGUAUAAGCUGUGAAUGUUUAGACGAACCCAGUCCAAGAUUUUUACCUGUCGUUCAAUUGGAAAAACAUAAGGAAUCCAAUUACGUUGCUAGUAAUCAUCCUCAAAUUAGACAUCGACGUUCUAGUCAUUCCGAAGGAAAACUCAGAGCUAUUAACAGCUCGGAGGUAACUCGAUUGUAAAUUUAUUAUUUAGAUUUAUAAUUUAGAUUUCUGUAUAAGCUGGGAUAUUAUAUAAAAUGAACCGUUAUACCAUUUCCGUGGGGUGGUGGUCCUUUUUUUAUUUUUUUUUAUUCUUGCCAAUCAAUCUUUUUUUUUAUUAAAGCUUUUAUUUCUAUUUAACGAGAAUAUCUUUGAACAUUUUAUUAAGUAAAUUCAUUUUCUUUUUUUUUAGAACUGAUUAUAUCUCGAAGAAUUUAAUAAAAUUCGUAUUAAUGUAAUCUAUGUUUGUCAUGUACAUUUCAAUGAAAAAUAUUUCUCCUCGAAUAAUUAAUUGAUAACAAUGCUUUCUCGUUUGUAUUAUAGUUGCAUGUACAUUUUUUAAAAAGACGAGAUCAUAAUAUUAUUUUACAAUGAAAAAAAAAAAAAAAAAAAAAAAGAAGAAAAAGAAAAAAAAAUGAAAGAAAAUACAAAACUGCACUUGGAAUUGUCUUUUUGAUCAACAUAGAAGGUAAUAAAAGUUUGAUAAAUUUUUUAAAGACGCACCAAUUAAUAGCAAACGAUUUAAUAUAUUGGCUAACCACUUCCAUGGACAAAACGAAUAAACGUUAUAAAUAAA
Messenger RNA from Vespa mandarinia (Asian giant hornet), 2928 nucleotides. RefSeq lists its product as uncharacterized. NCBI's taxonomy places the organism in Eukaryota, Metazoa, Arthropoda, Insecta, Hymenoptera, Vespidae. The record is from RefSeq and is a predicted model, not a curated record. Gene Ontology annotation, molecular function: protein binding.